Molecule: messenger RNA, 5785 nt
Organism: Alexandromys fortis (reed vole)
Lineage: Eukaryota; Metazoa; Chordata; Mammalia; Rodentia; Cricetidae
Gene: Mob3c
Product: MOB kinase activator 3C
Exons: 4
Coding region: 336-986 (216 amino acids)
Cellular component (GO): cytoplasm
Source: RefSeq, a predicted model, not a curated record
GCGAGCCCCAUCGGACUUCCCAUUUCCCGGAAAGGCUGGAGAAACGAGUGUGUGUCCUGGGACGGGGGAGUCCCUUUCCCCGCCCCUCCCCGCCCCGUGGCCACGGCGUGGCUGAGCCCGGGGCGGAGCUGGCGUCUCCUCGCGGACGGGCGGCGGGACGGCGGCCGCAGCCCGGGGCAGGCAGGCGGACAGGCACGGAGCCCGGCCCGGCGGGAUCACCCGCAGUAGGACGACCCAGCGCGCUGCGGUGCGGCGGCGCCGACAGAGACCCGGAGCUGUCCACCUUGGCCGAACGCGUCCCUGGGUCUGGACAUCCAGCUCUACUAGGCCUGGCCAUGGCAUUGUGCCUGAAGCAGGUAUUUGCCAAGGACAAGACUUUCCGGCCCCGGAAGCGCUUUGAGCCCGGCACACAACGCUUCGAGCUCUAUAAGAAGGCACAAGCCUCACUCAAGUCUGGCCUGGACCUUCGCAGUGUGGUGAGGCUGCCACCUGGCGAAAGCAUCGAUGACUGGAUCGCUGUGCACGUGGUGGACUUCUUCAACCGCAUCAACCUCAUCUAUGGCACUAUGGCUGAGCACUGCAGUGAGACCAGCUGCCCAGUCAUGGCGGGCGGGCCUCGCUAUGAGUACCGCUGGCAGGAUGAGCGCCAGUACCGAAGGCCUGCCAAGCUCUCGGCACCCCGUUAUAUGGCAUUGCUCAUGGACUGGAUCGAGGGUCUCAUCAACGAUGAGGAUGUCUUUCCGACACGUGUUGGAGUUCCCUUCCCCAAGAACUUCCAGCAGGUUUGCACCAAGAUCCUGACCCGACUCUUCCGAGUCUUUGUCCACGUCUACAUCCACCACUUCGACAGCAUCCUCAGCAUGGGGGCCGAGGCACAUGUCAACACCUGCUAUAAGCACUUUUACUACUUCAUCCAGGAGUUCAGCCUGGUGGACCAGAGGGAGCUAGAGCCACUGAGGGAGAUGACAGAGCGAAUCUGCCACUGAGUCCAGAUCUGGAUGUUGUUGCCUAUCAACUGGACCAUCGGACACAGUGUAGCUGGGAGAGGGGACCCUUAGGAGCCUGUCGGUAGAGCAAUCUGAAAGCCUGUAGGACCCCUCUACAUACCCAACACCUCUGGACUUCUCAGAAGUCCGCCUGGAGAAGGGAGGGCUUCAAGUGGGCAACUGAAGCAAAGGAGUUUAACCCCUCACAUUCAGCCCAAGAGUAGGGUAGGCUUCCAGGUUCCUGCUCUGAUAGUUCACCCUUUCACCCUACCAUGGUGAGUCCCAAAUCUAUUUGGGGAAUAUGGAUGUGGCUGAAGUGGUGGCAAGAAAAUUAUGAGAGUGAGUGCCUGUAUCUGAGCAAGCGGGUAGGUGUGUGCGUGCGCGAGGGGUGGGGGUUUGAUUGUGGGAUUUGUCUGAGAGAUUCAGGUCCUUUCUGGCACACAGUAGGCCCUCACGUUGGAUGGGUGGGUGGAUGGAUGGAUGGAUGGAUGGAUGGGUGGAUGGGUGGACAGACAGACAGGAUGGUCUAAGUCCAUGACCCUUUUAGGAGUAAUGACAGCUUUGUUCCCCAGCUCAACUCUGACCAUAUGUACAAGUGUACAGAAUGUGUAUGUAGAUGGAGUGGUACCUCUGGAUCUUCUAGAACACCAUUUUCUAUCUACAUGAGUCCCAUGCAGUUGAGUGGAGGCUAGAAAGUUCAGCUUUGCCCUGAAUUCCUUAAACCCCUGACCUACCACCAUGUGGGCUGAUUUGCUCAGCCAAGGAUGUCCACAAAUUGUUUUGUCACUCAUCUUUCUGCUUCCAGGAGGGUCUGAUAACAGUAAGCCUCUAAGCUACUGUGGUGGCACAUACCUUUAAUUCCAGCAUUCAUGAGGCAGAGGCACGAGGAUCUCUGAGUUCUAGGCUAGCCUGGUCUACAUAGUGAGUUACAGGACAACUAGGGCUACACAGAAAAACCCUGUCUCAAAAGACAAAACACAAAACAGCAAAGCAAAACAGUAAGCCUCUUGAGGAUUGAGAUUGAUCCCUCAUGUCCACAAAGGUCCCUGGAUCUUCAAUUGGGACUUGAGAUAUUUCAAGCUCAUACCCAGAACCUACUGACCUGACUGAAGGCCAGCAAAACAUAGCCCUCUAAAACAGAGCCACUGGAACCUGAAUUGGGGCAUCUGGAGUCUUUUCUACUGUCUCAGGACACAGAGGAUCAUGUAGCUGGUGGAGACCUUCCCAUCCUGAAAACACCUGCCUCCAUCCAACCAUCCCAAGACAUCCCAGCUACUUGGAUCUCCAAGCACGGCUAUCCAGAGAGGCGGGGAAGCUCUUUUAAUAGCCAUUACUUAGUACCUCCAUGCUGAGCCCUGUGCACAGGCUCACAGGUAGGGAAACCGUGAUCCUUCCAGAGCCUUAAUCCUGAGAGGCCAGGAUGGAGAACAAGAAGUAACACAAGAAUCCUAUCUGUCUCUCCGUGUAGAAAGGAGGAAACUGAAACCCGGAAGCUUUUUUAAAGCUGGAAUAAAAGCCAAGGCUCUUGACUUCUACUCUAGGGUCUGCUGAUGUGACACCGAGAUGCUUGUGGAAAUAGGGUUUGUCAAAUACUCUCCAGGACACGACUGUUCCUGUUUUGAACAAGGAUUUCUAGCCUGAUGCCAGAGAGCCCCACCACCCCUGGGUUGGCUCAAGUUGGCUACUGAGACAAACCUCCAAAACUAGGCCUAUCCUUAUGGUCUAGGAACUGCCUGCCCUCUGAAGAAACAGCAGAGCUCUCCAGAUCAGCAGGACCUGGAACUUUCUAUCUCUGCCAGCUCCAGAAAAGUCCCAAAGAAAGCAUGCUGUCCUACAGCUUUGGCAGUGGUUCGGAAGUAAGGAAAGUGGGCAAUUCCCCAUAGUGGGCUACAGGACAUAUUCUGAAAUCUCGGCUGUGAACAGGGAUGAUGGGGGUGGGGAGGGAAAUAUAUUUUUAUGAAAAAGGGAAGAUUUUGCUAUUUUUGGUAAAAAUAAAAGACAAACUAAAUCAACCACUGAUGAGAAGCUGUGGUCUGGAUACCAUCUGGGUCUUGGCAGAUUGUUGGAAAGACCUCCAGAAUGGGAUUAAAGACAUUCUAUGCUCAGCUUCUGACCAUAUGGGCAUAGUCAUGACUUACCCAGUCUCCAAUGUGAGGACACCCAGGUUCUCUCGGGACUCUACAUUCUAGACAAGCUAACUUGGGAGCCUUGAGGAGGGAAAGAGAGGAACUUAAGGAACUCAGUCUGACGGGGAGAUUUUGUUUAGGCACUUGGCACUAGCUAUCCCCAUUCAUAUCUGGGAGGUGUUGGAGGAACCAAUGGCUAAAAGUGCAGUGGGAAAUUCAGUCACAACCCCAUUCACAAGAGAGGAAGCCUCUCAGGACUCAAGGUAGGAGAGGUACGGCAGGUUUCACUCCAGAUCUUAUUCCUCAGAAGACAGCAUCCACUGCCCCCACACCACAAGCCACUCAGACAGGAGUUAAAGCAGUUUGGUUGUAAACAGUCAACAAAGGCCAACCUAGAGCUCCUCCUACACCUGCAAAAGAGCCAGUAGGGACUCUGCCUGGGAGGUGGACGCAUGUGCUCUAGCCCCAGCCAGCCCCCAAGGUCUCAUGGCAAGUACCUUCCCUCCCUAAACCACUUGUUAUCUAUUUUAUGAUUAGAGUGGUGAGCUAGCAAGAUGGCUCAGUGGAUGAAGGCAUCUCCUGCCCAAUAAUGCAAGCUUCAUGGCCUGAGUUCAGUUCUCAGGACCCACGUAAAAGCGAAAGGGGAGACACCACUCUGGCAUGCAUACCCACACACUUGCAUCACACACACAGUAAUAACUUUUUUUAAUUGUUUUGAGACAGGUCUCAUCAUGUAGUGCUGGUUAGCCUGGAACUCACUCUGUAGACUAGGCUAGCCUUAAACUCCCAUGGGUCCACCUUUCUCUGUCUCCUGGGUGUUGUGAUUAAGGUGUGCACCACCACACCUGGUAUAAAUGAACUUUUAAAAAAAAAAAAAGUGGGAGUGAAAGUGAAUGAUCUCUAAGCUCCCUCAUUCUCAGUCUGUGAACAUAGAUGAUAGUGACUCAGCUAAUACUGACUAUGUCUGGUACAGCCUCAGGUGCUUGACACAUAAUCAAGGCUCUCUUUAACCAGCUGUCUGAUCUUCCUCCCAGCCCCCAGUAUCUCUCCCCUCUUUUUACUGCUGUAGAAUCUAGAAGGUUCUCCAUUUUGAUGCUCCUUCUAGUGCCCAAAGCCCAGCUUUCUAAAAAAGUGGUGUUUUCAAACCUAUUGGGCAGUACAACUGUUAGCAAGUUCAUGUACAUUAUGGAAGUAAGAGUUAGAUUUAUCUCAAAAUCAAGAUGUCUGGAAAUAUAUUAGGAAGCACAUGUGCAUGUGUGUGUGUGUGUGUGCAGACUUGUUUUGAGAGAGUGAGAGGGAUGGUUAGUGGAGAAAGAGAGGAAGAACUUUAACAACAGAAAAGAGCCUCUCUCACCCAAGCAGGCAGAACCUAGCAGAAGCAGCUUACCUAGGAGACCAGGUUGGGCAUUGCUCAGGAUCUACAUCAGCCUUUGUGGCAGGGAGCAGGGAAGAAGCUUCUCUCUCCACCCUGCGGCAGAACAUCCUCCUCUUGAGUAAACACUACUGCGUAACCUGGGCUUUCAUGAACACUGCAGCCCUUCCGUGUUCCCUGCUGCCCGUGUGUGGAGCAGUGGAAUGGAGUAGCAUGGGCCCAAAGAAGGUCUGGGUUCUGCAUUGUUUGCCCUCCCUCCGGGCAGCCCCUCAGAGCUUUUAUCCAAUGUAAAUUAACCAUGGUCGUCAUGUAUGUGGGAGAGUAGUGACUUUGAGAAUCUGGAUCACAAUCUAUGCCUGAGCGACUCAGGACUAGUUGGCUAUUGAGAACUGGGGAAUAGGCUAGAAAGGCGGGCCUGGAAGGUUGGAAGAGGUUGGGAUAUAGAGCCUUUGGGUAGGACUCAAAUUCUGGGAGGGACAAAAUACAAAAGCUUGGGGGAAAGCCUCUCCUUCCCAAUCUUCAUCUAGAUUGGAAAUCUAGCAGUCUUGAAAACUCCCACUUCCUUCCAUCAGAGUGGAACACAGAAGGGAGCCCAUGUUUUCGAGGUGACUGAUGGGAAAGCCGAGAAGCUCUUUAAGCGCCUUGCUCACCAGACGCUCACAACAAUACUGAAUGGGAUAGGGAUGUUUACUUCCGCCACACAAAGACUGCUUUAGAACCUGAACUGAAGCCAAACAGCGCUCUUCCUCUCUCAGGCACCUGCAGCCUGUGGAAGUGAGACAGGGAGGCUGGCUGAGGGAUUAAUCUAAUUAGUGUAUGCACACACACAGCUGGUCGAGGUAGUCAUCUAAUUUUAGCACACACACAGUAAAAUAAGAGUUUGUUUUAGCUGGUGUAGUUGUGCACGCCUUCAAUUUCAGCACUCCAAGAGGCAGAGGCAGAGGCAAGUGGAUGUCUGAGUUCGAGGCCAGCAAGGUCUAGGACAGCCAGGGAUACAUAGUGAGACCGUCUAGAAAACAAACGUUUUUAAUUAUUGGAAGUAAUGUUUUAGUCAUACUCUCGUGAAAUUCUGUAUACACAGACCUUUACAGAAACUUUAUAGUCAUGCCUGGUGGUGUGCGAGUCUGUAAUCACACAACUUUGGAGACUGAGUCAAGAGAAAAAACGAGUUUGAAGCCAGCCUGGGGUAUACAGCCUUGGCUUUGUCUCAAAAUUAAACUUUAAAACGAAGAAAUUUUAACAGAGCUGCCCUCAGGUUAAGAAACUCUUUCGUCCUGGCUCGCAUAAAUAACUAUUUGCAC